This is a messenger RNA of Delphinapterus leucas (beluga whale), 2142 nucleotides long. RefSeq names its product transglutaminase 6 (gene TGM6). Gene Ontology annotation, cellular component: cytoplasm. The record is from RefSeq and is a predicted model, not a curated record. Gene Ontology annotation, molecular function: protein-glutamine gamma-glutamyltransferase activity. Gene Ontology annotation, biological process: peptide cross-linking. Lineage: Eukaryota; Metazoa; Chordata; Mammalia; Artiodactyla; Monodontidae.
AUGAGCUUCCUGUGGGUGGCUGGGUCUCCUGAUUCCCUCUCCUCUCUGCCAGGACCCCAGGCUUCUGCGGCCCUCUGCACCAAAGCUGUGUUCUAGACAUCGGAGCUGGAGGAGAGCAAUGCCUGGAUGGCAGUGAAGGAGGCUCAUAUGGAGAACACCAUGACCAUCAGCCUCACCAACCCUCCAGAUGCUGUCAUUGGCUGCUACCAGCUGAGCACCAAGGUUUCCUCUCGCUGCAAACACAGUAACCAGAAGCUGGGCGAGUUUGUUCUGCUUUUCAACCCAUGGUGCCCAGAUAGGAGCUCCUGAGAUGAUGUGUUUCUGGCCACAGAGGAAGAGAGACAGGAGUACAUAAUGCUCAAUGACAGCGGGAUCAUCUUCCGAGGAGUGGAGAAGCACAUCCGAGCCCAAGGCUGGAACUUCAGGAAGUUUGAGGAGGACAUCCUGAACAUCUGCUUCUGCAUCCUGGACCGAAGCCCUAGUCACCAAGAUGACCCAGCCACCACCAAAGCGUCCCACCGCUACAACCCCAUCCACGUCACUGGAGCCAUCAGCGCCAUGGUGAACAGCAACAACGACCAGGGCGUGAUACAAGGCUAGUGGCAGGGCAAGUACGGUGGCGGCACCAGUCCACUGCACUGGCGUGGCAGCGUGGCCAUUCUGCACAAGUCGUUCAAGGGCAGGUUCAAGCCAGUCAGAUACGGCCAGUGCUGGGUCUUUGCUGGGGUCAUGUGUACAGUCUUGCAAGCAUCCUGCUCUUCACUCCUUGGGUGCUUGGGGAUUUCAACAUGGGUUGUGUCCAAAUUUAACUUGGCACAUGACACGGGCAGGAACCUGAGUGUGGACAAGUACAUGGACUCCUUCGGGUGGACACUGGAGGACUUGAUGGAGGACAGCAUGUGGAAUUUCCAUGUCUGGAAUGAGAGCUGGUUUGUCCGGCAGGACCUGGGCCCCGCUUACAAUGGUUGGCAGGUUCUGGAUGCCACCCCCAGGGAGGAGAGUGAAAGUGUGUUCCGGUGCAGCCCGGCCUCGGUCACCGCCUUCCACAAGCGUGAUGCGCACUUGGCCCACGACAGUCCUUCUGUGUUUGUGGAGGUCAACGUGGACUACAUCACCUGGCUCUGGAAUGAGGAUGAAGCCGGGAGCGUGUGUCCUCAGACACUAAGUACUAAGAAGAUCAGGAGGUGCCUCAGGACCAAGGCAGUGGGCAGCGACUCCUGCGUGGACAUCACCAGCCUCUACAAGUACCCUGCAGGAUCCCAGAAGGAGAGAUAGAUGUACAGCAAGACCAUGAAGAAGCUGUUAAGAGUGGAAGCCUCUGGAAGGAGGGCCCAGGUCCACAGUGUGGGCAGCCAUGGUCUCUGGCAUGAUGACCUCCUGGAGCCUGCCAAUAAGCCCAGCAUCACUGGAAAGUUCAAGGUGCUGGAGCCGCCCGUGCUGGGCCAUGACCUGAGGCUGGUCCUUUGCUUGGCUAACCUCACAUCCUGGGUCCAGUGGGUCCAAGUCACCAUACUUUACACCCACAAGCCGGUGGCAGAGAUCCUGCACGAAUCCCAUGCAGUGAAGCUGGGACCAGAAGAAGAUAAGAACAUCCCAAUUGCAAUAUCUUACUCUCAAUAUAAGGAAGACCUGACAGAGGACAAGAAGAUCCUUUUGGCUGCCGUGUACCUUGUCACCAAGGGAGAGAAGCUCCUGGUGGAGAAGGACAUUACUCUGGAGGACUUCAUCACUAUUAAGGUGCUUGGCCCAGCCGCGGUGGGGGUGGAAGUGAUGGUGGUCAACCCCCUCUCGGAGAGAGUGCAGGACUGUAUGCUGAUGGUGGAGGGCAGUGGCCUUCUCCAGGGACAGCUCAGCAUCGAUGUGCCCAGCCUGCAGCCCCAAGAGAGGGCCUCAGUCCAAUUCAACAUCAUCCCCUCCAAGAGUGGCCCACGGCAGCUGCAGGUGGACCUUGUCAGCUCCCACUUCCCGGACAUCAAGGUCUUUGUGAUCAUCCACGUGGCCACAGCCAAAUUAUGGGCCAUGGGGGGCCAAGAGUGGAGGAGAUGUCCCCUGUUCUCCUCCUGUCCACCUCUCUGCCCUUCCCAUAUGGGAGCCAGGAGGUCUGGGUUCCAGUCCUGCUUCAGCUUCUGCCCUACUCUGUGA